AUGUUAGAGAUCUUCUAUGAUGGCCUAUCUGAGAUGUCUAAGAUGUCACUGGACCACUCUGCGGGUGGCUCACUCCACAUGAAGAAGACGCCUGAGGAGGCACAGGAGCUCAUUGAUAUGAUUGCCAACAACCAAUACAUGGUAGGUCAGCUGAGCAAGAGGAUACCCAAGACUCCCUCCAACACUCUUCCUAGCAACACUGAAGUAAACCCAAAGGAAGAGUGCAAGGCCCUCACCAUGAAAGCUAAGGCUGAACCCAAGGAGGAGCAACUUGCUCGAUUCUUGGCAAUCCUCAGGAAGCUACAAUUCAAUAUCUCUUUUGCAGAAGUAUUGGAGAAGAAACUCCUUUAUAUGGCCUGUCUAGAUAAUGCUACCUCUGAGAAGACGACCCUGAAGGGAGAUGAGCUGGUGGUGCUAACCAAGGAAUACAGUGCCUUGGUCCAAAAGAAGCUGCCUCUGAAGAUGCUAGACCCCGGAAGCUUCCUUACUCCCUGCACUAAAGGGACCAUCACCUUUGAGAGGGCAUUGUGCGACCUUGGCUCUAGCAUUAACCUUAUGCCUCUCUCUGUGAUGAGGAAGCUGAGAAUUCAAGAGGUGCAGCACACCAGGAUCUCACUGGAGAUGGCAGAUAGGUCCCUGAAACGGGCAUAUCGUAUGAUGGAAAACGUCCUUGUAAAGGUUGAAGACCUUUACCUCCCUACGGACUUCGUGAUAUUAGACACUGGGGAGGACAAAGACAACUCCAUCAUCCUUGGAAGGCCUUUCCUAGCUACUGCAAGGGCCUUAAUUGAUGUGGAAAAAGGAGAGCGGAUUCUGAGACUAUGGGAGGAUCAUAUCCUAUUCAAGAUCCCCAACCCUCAGUCUCUCCCUAAUAAAGGAGGUACUACUAUGAAACACUUAGUGUUUCAACCUUCUCUCUCAGUACAGAGCCUUACAGAGCCCUCAGACAUCAAACCUAUGUUUGGUGUUGGGCAUCCACCAUCAGAUACUGAGGAAGGAGGUACUAAAAAGAAAGUACCCAAGGACUGGAGGAACAAGAAGAUCACAACUGAAGACUUUUCACCUGGGAUUAGAGUUGUCUUCACCCUGUUAUUCCACAUACUGUGA
Arachis ipaensis is the source of this 1107-nucleotide messenger RNA. Lineage: Eukaryota; Viridiplantae; Streptophyta; Magnoliopsida; Fabales; Fabaceae. The record is from RefSeq and is a predicted model, not a curated record.